Wyeomyia smithii (pitcher-plant mosquito) is the source of this 695-nucleotide messenger RNA. RefSeq lists its product as uncharacterized. The coding region runs from base 52 to 681 and encodes 209 amino acids. The transcript has a single exon. The record is from RefSeq and is a predicted model, not a curated record. Lineage: Eukaryota; Metazoa; Arthropoda; Insecta; Diptera; Culicidae.
UCACUCCUUCCGGAAGAACCACCAAAAAAAAAAUUUUAAAAACCCAAGCAGAUGCCACGUUGGCCUCAGUGGCAGCUGCAAAAACUUCCUUCACAUUCACAUCAAACACAUCCUUCCAACAUCCAUUACCAUUAUCCUCCUGGAAGAGAAUACCAACAUCCUUCACAAUAUCCCGAAUAUCCACCACCACAUUCCCAAUGCAAUUUCCAACAUCCAUGUCCAUGUCCGCAUUAUGAACCACAGGUAAACGGAAAUCGGUAUCCGCAUUCUCAGGAAAUAUCUUAUGGGACGGCCCCCGGACCUGCAAACUUGCCACCCUUCGCGCCGGCAACGCGACCACCCGUCGCUCCGGCUAGGCGACCAUCCAUCGCGCCGGCUAUGACAUCACCCAUUGCACCGGCCAAUGCGCCGCCCGUCGCACCGGUCUACGCACCGGCCAAACCGCCGCCUGUCACACCGGUCUACACGCCGGCCAAUGCGCCUGCUAACGCACCGGUCUACGCUCUGACAAACCAACCGCCCAUUGCGUCGGCCAACGCACCACCCGUUGCACCGAUCAAAGUGCCGGAUGACGCACCGUCUAUCGCGCCGUCCGUUGCAAUGGUCCACGCGCCGGAUAAUACGCCAUCCAUUGCGUCGGCCAACACGCCACCGAUCUCGCCGCCUCAUGUGCAACAAUAAAAAUUAAAAAUCCU